Acanthopagrus latus (yellowfin seabream) is the source of this 2173-nucleotide messenger RNA. RefSeq names its product uridine-cytidine kinase 1 (gene uck1). Bases 99 to 920 code for a protein of 273 amino acids. Gene Ontology annotation, cellular component: cytosol; cytoplasm. NCBI's taxonomy places the organism in Eukaryota, Metazoa, Chordata, Actinopteri, Spariformes, Sparidae. The transcript has 7 exons. Gene Ontology annotation, molecular function: kinase activity; ATP binding. The record is from RefSeq and is a predicted model, not a curated record.
AAGCUCUCGCGAGAACUGCGCGUUGUUAUUGCAAGAGAUAGCUAGCACGCAGCCGGGUUAUCUAGAUUUCUGCAGUCUUCCUCAUCUGAAGGACUGCAAUGGAUGCUGUCGGAGCCCUAGACGAGGCAGAGAGGCCCCGGCAUCGUCCUUUCCUCAUAGGGGUCAGCGGAGGAACCGCAAGCGGCAAGUCAACAGUUUGCGCCAAGAUCAUGGAGCUCCUGGGCCAGAACAAGGUGGACCACCGCCAGAGGAAGGUGGCUAUUGUGAGCCAGGACAGCUUCUACAGGGUCCUGACCCCGGACCAGAAGGCGAAGGCUCUGAAGGGCCAGUACAACUUUGAUCACCCAGAGGCAUUUGACAAUGAGCUAAUGUACAAAACCUUGAAGGACAUCGUGGAGGGAAGGGUGGUUGAAGUGCCGACGUACGACUUUGUCACUCAUUCCAGGUUGGAAGACAGGAUCACAGUUUACCCAGCAGAUGUGGUCCUCUUUGAGGGGAUCCUGGUCUUCUACCCGCAGAAAGUGCGGGAUAUGUUUCACAUGAAGCUUUUUGUGGACACGGAUUCAGACGUCAGACUGUCUCGCCGAGUUCUGCGAGACAUGAGCAGAGGGAGGGACCUGGAACAGAUUCUCACUCAGUACACAACAUUCGUCAAGCCUGCUUUUGAAGAGUUUUGUUUGCCUACAAAGAAGUAUGUAGAUGUCAUCAUUCCAAGGGGAGUUGACAACAUGGUGGCCAUCAACCUCAUCGUGCAGCACAUCCAAGACAUACUGAACGGUGACAUCUGCAAAUGGCAGCGCGGGUCCAUUAACGGGCGGACCUUAAAGCGGGCCAUCGCCGAGCAGAGCGACCUGCAGAACGGAGCCGCUAAUCCCCCGGGGAAGAGGGUGCUGCUGGAGCCCAGCUGUCGGCCUCACUGAGGACCCGGGCGGGUGGACGGAUGUGUCCGGACUGUAUGAUACGAGCUUUGAGAUUUUCAGAUCGUUGCUACUGAAAUGUGCUGGAUGGUUCGGCAACUCGCGAGGCCAAUCUCAGCCGCUGCAGGCAUUUUUUUUUUAAAAAACAGAAAAGAUAAUCCACAAUCCCACGGUGGUACAAGCAUUCAGUGCUGUGACCUCUUCAUCUUUUACCGUAAUUACUGGUGCAUAAAACUAAUACGCAUAUAUGAUAUAAUAUAUGAUAUAAUUUUCACUUGUAACAGUCUUCCAUGAUACCGUUUGUUUUUUUCAGUGUUGACUGUGGUUAGAUGACCUGUUACUGAAAUGGAGGAUUAUGGAGUAUUUGAAUGUUUAAUUUUAGUCGAGCUUUUGCACUUUGACCUAUAUUUAUAUCUGCUUUUUAUGGCUUUAUUUUUUGGAUUAUUCCAUUUAAAUUAUUUUGUCGCUUUUCUCCUGCAGUUCCUGUGUGUUUUAAGUUAUUUAGAUCACAUCUGGCCAGAUGGCUGUGUGUUAAGUUCACCCCAAAAAAAAAAAAAAGGAUUCAGUCACCAUCUACUCUUCCACAUGCCAGCAGAGUUUUGUAGCUCACAAAACAUUUCUGGAACUUCAAAGCAAAACAGUUUUGCCUCAUUCUCCUUAACAACUGUACAAGUACUCGUUCUCUGGACUUGUUUUACAACGUAAAAAUAACCAAAACAAAAACAGGAUAUAACAUGGCUCUAUAUAGGCCUUUUAAUCUAUCUUUAUUCACUACCGUUUUAAAGCUAAAAUCAUCACUUGAGCUGCUAAGCUAUGAGCUCACAGCCCGUUUGAAGUGGGUGCACAAGCUUGACCUCGUGUUGAGGAUGUAAAUAAAGUCUUUUCACAACAGUUUGGGAUUUCGAGGCUUCCAGAGUCUUUGAUCACAGUAGUAUGUAGUCAGUUUAUUUAUGUAUUUUUUUUUGCGGUUGUGUAACGUUUUAAAACAAGUCCCCAACAACGGAGAAUGCUUCAACACUGUUUUGCUGCAAAUAUUUUGUGCAUUAUGAAACUUCACCCGACCCUCCUCCCGCACGAGGGGUGAGUAGACAAUGACUGAAUUUAAAUUUUUGGGUGAACUCAUCCUUUAAGUAAUGUCACGCUUUGACUGGUAUCGAGUGCUUCCUCUUUGAUUUACAGUUCAAUACAUGCCUUAAUUUUUUAAGUUCAUUUUCCACUGACCACUCUGUGCAACAAUAAAUGGAAGUUCUAUGAAA